AUGGCAUAUGAUUAUUUUGAUCUGUAUCUACCAUGUGCUUUUAUAUCAACUGUGAUUUCUUUGAUAAAUCUUAUAAGCUAUAGAAGGGUUAAAACAAAAACAAAUAGAAAAGACGCUAGUGACAAAAAAAGUUGCACGUCCAAACAACAAGACUGGAGACACCUCCUUGUCAAUCGGCUCUCACUCUCAGAGCUAAGUAUAGCAAAGCUAGAUGACUCGGAUGGAGAGCGGUCGUACUGUGACAACUGCAAGACGUCAAUAUUUGCCCUCCACAAACACUGUCAGACAUGCAAAUCUGACUUUUGUCUCGCCUGUUGUCGUGACUUUUGUGAUGCGCAGCUUCGAGGUGGUGCUGAUCCGAUUGAGUCACAUGUUACUGCCAAGUUUGGGGUUCACAAACGGCCAAGAUCUAAUUGGGAUGUGGAUAGUGAUGACAUAGUUUUCUGUGAAGGGGUUCUUGAACUGAGAAGCUUCUAUCCUCCAAAUCACAUUACUGAUUUGCUAGAUGAAGCAGAAAAACUUGUAGACAAACACAAGCAUCACAAGCCUAUGAUUGCAGACGAGACUUAUAAGAACUUGCAUUCAUGUUUGAAUCGUAAGGCAGCAUCUCGUGAAGGGUCAAAUGACAACAAUAUAUAUUGCCCGGAGGCUAAAAUUGCAUAUCCUGAGGUUUUACUACAAUUUCAAUGGCACUGGAGAAAAGGGGAGCCAGUAAUUGUCAGGAACCUGCUUGGAGGUGGUACAUUUAGUUCAUUAUUAUGGGAAUCAUCACACAUGAGCCAUGCAAUCAGUCAGAAGCAUGAGACUGUGAAGGCCAUUAAUUGCUUAAGUUUGUGCGAGGAAGAAGUUACAAUCAACCAGUUCUUUACUGAGUACGCUAAUGAUUGCAUGCAUUCAAGUAAACAGCCUCACAUGUUGAAGUUGAAAGAUUGGCCUCCUUCUGAAUCAUUUAAGGAAUGUUUACCUAUUCAUUUUAAGAACUUCGUAUCUUACUUGCCGUAUAAAGAAUACACACAUCCUGUAAGUGGUUCUCUUAACCUUGCCGUGAAGUUGCCUGAUGGUUGUCUGAAGCCAGACAUGGGGCCAAAAGCAUACAUUGCUUAUGGAGUUGCUAAGGAGAUUGGGCGCGGUGAUUCUGUGACAAAGCUCCAUUGUGACAUGUCUGAUGCAGUAAACGUGUUGACUCAUGUUGCUAAAGUGAAAUUGGGUUCUGAGAAUGUUACUGCCAUUGAGAAAUUGAUGCCAAAGAACCUUGAGCAAGACAAGAGGGAAUUACAUGAUAUUCAUCAGGAUGGGGAGGCUAAUGAUGAUGGCACAUCUGGGUCUAAGCUCAAAGAAGUUGAAAAAGGUACAGUGGAGCAAGGAGAUAGUUUAUUGGAUGCAGUGGAUUCUUUGGAUGGUGCUCUCUGGGAUAUUUUUCGAAGAAAGGAUGUACCUAUAUUAGAGGGAUAUUUAUACAAGCAUUUCGGAGAGUUUAGUCAUUUUGACUGCCAUCCUUUAACGAAGGUUACUCACCCCAUCCAUGAUCAGACAUUUUAUCUGACUAUGGAGCAUAAGAAGAAGCUUAAGCAGGAGUGUGGAAUUGAGCCCUGGACCUUCACUCAGAAGCUAGGAGAUGCUGUUUUCAUUCCAGCUGGUUGUCCUCAUCAAGUCAGAAAUCUGAACUCAUGCACCAAGGUUGCACUUGAUUUUGUCUCACCUGAAAAUGUUGGUGAGUGCAUCCGUUUGACAGAAGAAUUCCGCAAACUUCCGAAAAAUCACGGGUCCAACGAGGACAAAUUGCAGGUGAAGAAAAUGAUUAUACAUGCUGUGGACGAUGCAGUCAAAAAGUUGAAAAACUCGACAUGUGCUAGCGGAAAACAAGAAGCAAUUAUUUUGCCUAAUUAG
This is a messenger RNA of Vicia faba (fava bean), 1887 nucleotides long. NCBI's taxonomy places the organism in Eukaryota, Viridiplantae, Streptophyta, Magnoliopsida, Fabales, Fabaceae. The record is from the annotation of a GenBank genome assembly.